This is a messenger RNA of Myotis brandtii (Brandt's bat), 1101 nucleotides long. Its product is annotated as sialic acid-binding Ig-like lectin 13. The record is from RefSeq and is a predicted model, not a curated record. The coding region runs from base 1 to 1101 and encodes 366 amino acids. NCBI's taxonomy places the organism in Eukaryota, Metazoa, Chordata, Mammalia, Chiroptera, Vespertilionidae. The transcript is spliced from 6 exons. Gene Ontology annotation, molecular function: sialic acid binding. Gene Ontology annotation, biological process: cell adhesion. Gene Ontology annotation, cellular component: plasma membrane.
AUGCCCUCAGAGAUGCUGCGGCUACUGCUGCCCUUGCUGUGGGCAGGGUCCCUGGCUCAGAAGGAAGGAUACAAUCUGAAGGUACAGACGCCCGUGACAGUGCAGGAGGGCCUGUGUGUCCAGGUGGCCUGCAACGUGUCCUACGCCAAGGAUGGAUGGGAUGAUUCUACACCAGCUCACGGCUACUGGUACAAGGGAGAGGCAGAUGCAUCUGACAAGGUUUUAGUGGCCACAAACUACCCAUCUCAAAAAGUGCAGAAGGAGACCCAGGGCCGAUUCCACCUCCUCGGGGAUCCCAAGACCAACAGCUGCUCCCUGGACAUCAGAGAUGCCAGGAGGACAGAUGACGGAUUUUACAUUUUUCGGGUGGAGAGAGGAAAUUCUAAAUUUUCUUACAAAGACAACAAGCUCACCGUGCGAGUGACGGCCCUCAAACACACACCCCACAUCUUCAACCCGGGGCCCCUGGAGAGCGGCCGCCCCAGGAACCUGACCUGCUCUGUGUCCUGGGCCUGUGAGCGGAGCACGCCCCCCAUCUUCUCCUGGACGUCAGCUGCCCACAGCUCCCUGGGCCCCAGGACCCGCCUCUCCUCCGUGCUCAUCCUCACCCCACGGCCCCAGGAUCACGGCACCAACCUCACCUGUCAGGUGCAUUUUCCUGCCGUUGGUGUGACCGUGGAGACAACCAUCCAGCUCAACGUCACCUACUCUCCACAGAACUUGACCAUAACUGUCUUCCAAGGAAAUGGCUCAGCACCCACAGUCCCGGAGAACAGCUCGUCUCUUUCGGUCCCGGAGGGCCAGUCCCUGCGCCUGGUCUGUGUGGUCAACAGCAACCCCCCUGCCAGGCUGAGUUGGGCCAGGCGGAACCAGAACCUGAGUGCCUCCAGGCCUGGGGUCCUGGAGCUGCUUCCAGUGCAGGUCGGGGAUGAAGGGGAGCUCACGUGCUGGGCCCACAACUCUCGGGGCUCUCUGCACUCCUCCCUGAGCCUCUCUGUACAGAGAUUAUCAGGACCUGUGACAGAAAUGAUGUUGGUGGCCAUCGUGGAAGCAGCUGUCAAGGGCCUCGUCCUCCUCCCCUGCCUCCUAGUCCUCAUGUGA